GACCUCUCUCCCGACUGUUUUAUUUCGUGUGGCCCGACUGACCUUUGCAAGUUGAAAGUCUUUUUUAGUACAAAAGUGUAAUUUAUGAGUUUGGGUUGGGUAUGCUUGUAUUUACAAUGAAAGUGCUAUUUUAGGAAAGUUUCAUAUUAGCCUUUGUUUAAGCAUAUGCUGUAUGAUCAGUUCAUUCGUUUUUUUGAGAUUCGUGAGAGAAGUGCUACCGGUACGUGAAGGUGGAUUACUUGUUCAAAAAGAAAAAUGACGGUUAUAAAAGAUAACAAGUGUUGCUCAUUUAUGAGUGGGCCAACCUGAAUUUCGUCAAGGUUAUCUAAAAAAAAACCCUCGAGAAGAUUGUGGCACUUUGUUUCGCAUUCAAACACCUCUCUCUCUCUCUCCCUCUCACCCCUUUUGGGUUCUUUUGCAGUUACACAAAUAUUACGUUGAAGCACGCAAAACACCAUUCCUUAAAAAAAAGCCAAAAAUCACUCCCUUUCCGUCACAUGAAAAAUCAGCUUAGCAAAACACUAAAGUUCGAUUAAUCUCUCUCUCUCUCUCUCUCUCUCUCUCUCUCUCCUCAAAUCACUCAAAGUAGCUUUCCAUCACAUGAAAAAUCAGCUUACGAAAACACAACAAUUCUACAAUCUCUCUCUAACCCCUCAAAUCACCCAAAGUAGCUUUCCGUCACAUGAAAAAUCAGCAUAGCAAAACAAAAUACUCUCUCUCUCUCUCUCUCUCUCUAAAACCCCUCCAACUUGAACCAACGCAUCAAAAUCCCAAAUGGGCAUGUUGCAUUUUAGUGUAAUCUUUUGUGAUGUUGUUACAGCUUAAGCAAAAUGGUACUAGAAGCGUCUCUAGAAGUGAACCAUUUCAGGUCAAUCACACAAAAACUAAGGGCCUUUUAUGAAAACUUUGGAGAGUGUUUUUGCAAGUUAUUAGGUGUAACUAGUUUAGUUUUCUACUUUCUCUUCAUCUUCCUUUCUAACAACCCUUUUGGCCCACAGUCCUCUUCAUUGAUCCUUAAACGACAUCCUACAAGUUGCAACACCCAUAACCAUACUCCAUCUAUAAACACCACCAAUCUCACCCACAUUGUAUUUGGUGUCGCGGGGUCCAUCAAAACAUGGAGAAAUAGAGGGCCCUACGUUGAUCUAUGGUGGCGUCCGAACCGAACCCGCGGGUUCGUUUGGUUAGAUAGAGCUCCAGAUUACCCAUGGCCAUCCUCCUCUCCUCCAUUCCGAAUCUCUGAAGACAUAUCAAGAUUCCACGACUACGCGAAGCAUGCGAUGCCGUUCGCGAUCCGCAUGGUCCGCGUAGUCUUGGAGAGCUUCAGGGCAGACAUGGAUAAUGUGAGGUGGUACGUGAUGGUGGAUGACGAUACUGUUCUUGUUUUAGAUAACUUGGUGGAAGUUCUUGCGAAGUAUGAUCAUAACAAGUACUUCUAUAUUGGGGGGAAUUCGGAAUGCAUUUCACAGAACACUGACCAUUCUUUUGAAAUGGCGUUUGGGGGAGCAGCAUAUGCAAUGAGCUUCCCGCUCGUGAAGGCAUUGGCGCGGAUUUUAGAUGAUUGUUUGAAAAGGUACCAGACAUUGUAUGGGAGUGAUCAUAUCAUACAAUCAUGUAUAGCUGAGAUUGGAGUUUCUCUCACCAGAGAACCGGGUUUUCACCAGAUCGAUCUGCAUGGCGAUAUCUCAGGUCUAUUAUCAGCCCACCCACAAUCUCCCUUCCUUUCCCUACAUCACAUAGACUUCGUGGACCCCAUCUUCCCUUCAAUGGACCGUCUCCAAUCACUCAAACACAUCAUGGAACCUGCUUCCACCGACUCUUCCCGUCUGCUGCAGCAAACCAUCUGCUACGACAAACGAUUCAACUGGUCUUUGUCAAUCUCAUGGGGAUAUUCAGCACAGAUAUAUGAAAAAAUCCACCCACCGAGCAUUCUACAAAGACCCCUCCAGACAUUUUGGCCAUGGAAGAACUCGGCAAGGCCGCCGUUCAUGUUCAAUGUGCGGCCUCUAUCGAGAGAUCCAUGUGAAGCGGCCCACUUCUUCUUCUUCAAAUCCGUUGAUGUAGCAAGCGACGGUCGAACCAUUACGAAUUACAUUAGGAGAUCUGCCCGUCAAAUCCCAGCUUGUGAUUUGAGUGGGAACUACUCAGCUGAUGGAGUGUCGACGAUUCGGGUUUUCUCGCCGGCCACAAAACUCCAAGGGGUUGGAAGAAGAAGGGAAUGCUGUGAAGUCAUUCCUUCGUCCGAUGCGAACGUUACAGAGGUUACGGUUAGGGCUUGCAUGGAUAAUGAAUUAGUGGGGUAACGGUAAUUAUCGUGUACAAGUGGCAUGAUCGUAAUUAUCAGGUACUUUAAGUGUAUUUUUACCAUAGAAAAUUAGCAAUGUAACCAUCGUUUCUAGACGGCGUUAUAAGACAAAUAUCAGCUUGAUCUAAGGCUUUUGUGGCUCCGAAGAAUGUUUUAAUGGUGAGCGUUCAAUCACCACUGUGUGGUCCACUUGAGCAUC
This is a messenger RNA of Magnolia sinica, 2504 nucleotides long. RefSeq lists its product as uncharacterized. The record is from RefSeq and is a predicted model, not a curated record. Gene Ontology annotation, molecular function: acetylglucosaminyltransferase activity. Bases 831 to 2303 code for a protein of 490 amino acids. NCBI's taxonomy places the organism in Eukaryota, Viridiplantae, Streptophyta, Magnoliopsida, Magnoliales, Magnoliaceae. The transcript is spliced from 3 exons.